AUGUCCCACCAUCUCUUCCUGCUCUCUCCCUCCGACACUCCCUUGUACAGUCUCACACACUUCUCCGCGAAGCCGGCCCAGGUCGCCCCGUCCCCUCUGUCGGCAAAUCUCCCUUCCUGGUCCACCUCCGCGUUCGCGGGCACUCUGACCGCUCUCUCCGGCGCGUCCAGUGUCGCGCAGCCUUCUGCGCAGGGCGGCGGGGCGCGCAUGGGCGGAGGGCAGGACCGUCAUGUCAUUCAGAUGAUUGCGAACGCGAGCUUGGACGUGAUCGAAGAGGUCGUGCGGCGAAAUACCGGCAUGUACCUCAAGGCGGUCGACAAGUUCAACGAGUGGACCGUGUCUGCCUUUGUUACCCCAGGCAAUAUGAAGUUCGUGCUGCUGCACGAGGCGAAGAACGAUGAGGGGAUCCGGGCGUUCUUUAUGGAUGUGUGGGAGCUGUACGUGAAGACGAUGGCGAAUCCGUUCCACACGGCGCACACGGCGAUCCGGAGCGGGGUGUUCGAUGCACGUGUCAGGGCGAGCGCGAAAAAGUAUCUGUGA
Heterobasidion irregulare TC 32-1 is the source of this 540-nucleotide messenger RNA. RefSeq lists its product as uncharacterized. The coding region runs from base 1 to 540 and encodes 179 amino acids. Gene Ontology annotation, cellular component: nucleus; cytoplasm; TRAPP complex. The record is from RefSeq and is a predicted model, not a curated record. Lineage: Eukaryota; Fungi; Basidiomycota; Agaricomycetes; Russulales; Bondarzewiaceae. Gene Ontology annotation, biological process: endoplasmic reticulum to Golgi vesicle-mediated transport. The transcript is spliced from 4 exons.